This is a messenger RNA of Vitrella brassicaformis, 3008 nucleotides long. NCBI's taxonomy places the organism in Eukaryota, Vitrellaceae. The record is from the annotation of a GenBank genome assembly.
CCAUCAUCCAUCACUCACAAGCAAGGCAAGCCGACAGGCCGGUCAGUCAGUCACUUCAUCGGUCAGUCAGUGUCUCCAGAUCUUGAGGAUGCGGUCCUUCGAACCUGAGCAAUGAAGACAACCGACCACACACACACACACACACACACCACCCAUGAGACAGACACACACAUGGCUGCCAGUGCUGUUUCUUUUUGUGGCUCGGCUCACCCGACGCCACUCGUGCCCCAUCUGGGCUCCAAUCCACAGCGUACACCUACACACAUGACACAGAGAGAAAGACAUCGAAGUAAGAUUGUCCUGGUCCCUCUGCCCUCCCUCCCUCCAUCCCUCCCUGUGUGCGUCUGCGCGCAUGUCUGACCUCGUCGGCAUGGCCUGGCAGAUCCUCACGGAGCUUGCGCUUCAAGAUGUCCCAUACCUACAAACGCAUUCAUGCCAUGCACACCAUUGGCAUUUUCCUCUCGCGCCGGUCGUGGUGGGUGAGUGGCUGCCUUGCCCACCUUGACGGUGCUGUCUUUGCUGCCGCUAACGAGCAUGCGGCUGUCCGCCGACCAGCACACCUGGUACACGUCUCCCACGUGGCCUCGCAGAGUCGCGAUGAACUUGCCAGUCUUCCCGUCCCACAAACUGAAUGUACCACACACACACACACACACACACACAACAGGAAUCCCUUCUGACCAGCAGCGCAUUGCAGGGACUGACCGGAUGGACUUGUCGAAUGAGGCCGAGGCGAUGAAGCGGCCGUCGGGGGAAAAACUGACCUGAGCAGAUGGGUGACGGAUCGACAUACAGAUGCAUGGAGGUGACCUGGCAUGUGUGUGUUCGGUGGGUCAAGGGUCCCUGCUGACGUGGUUGACGACUUUUUGGUGUCCGGUCAUUCUGCAGAUGGGUUUGCGCGACUCGCCGGGCUGCCACAGGAACAUUGUGAAGUCGUCGGAACCGCUCAGCAGCCGCUCUCCACCACACUGACACGAGAAACCACACACACACACACAACACACAAUACAAUUCACAACACACAACACACACACGUACAGGAAGAGAAUGGAUGCAAUGACGUCUUUCUCACCGCCUUGACGCCCUCAUCGUAUCUGCUUUGCGCAGCCGAGCGCAUGGCAUCAAACGGUGAAAAGCUCUGCAGGGGAUCGUUGACGCAGAGAACAGACGCGUAAUGCAUUGCAAUGCAUCCCACUUGAGCUUUUACAGCGGAACACAGCACAGCGCAUGCCUGUGGGUUUUGGGGGUCGAAUGGGCCGCUCCGCAGGACGUGCUCGGUGUUGAGGGCCAGCGUGUUGACCCAAUGGGCGUGACCUGACCAACAGCCAAGCGAUAAGGAUCACGGGAGGGAAAGAUGCAGAUGUUCUAUAUUGAUUUUGUCUUACCCUUUAGUUCUUUGGUCAUUUUGCCGUUGUCAGGGUUCCACACCUUGACUGAUCGGUCACGAGAGGCGCUGUACACCAAGCCCUCAGACUCACCCGACCACCGAAUCUGGGAGAGAGACAGACAGACGGACACACACGGGGACACGCGAGAAGGGCAAGUCACGUUUUGUGUGCAGAUAGCUCGUUGUGGGUGUGCACACAGCACCUGUGUGACUGCAGCAGAGUGUCCCGAGAGGCAGAUGAGUGUGGUGCCCAACACAAUGUCCCACACCCUUAUCGUGCAGUCCUUCGACGCACUUAACGACAACACAUCCAUACAUAACACGAAACACACACACAUACAAAGGUGUCAGUCAGAUCGAAUUCGAUCGUCCCCUCUCCUCUCCCCCCUCUUGCUCGGUCCACCUACCCACCUGGCCAGUCUGGGCACUGUGCGUGAGGCGUCGGUGUCACUGCUCCUGCCUACCAAGUGGAGGGGCUCCCACACCACACACGUCACAGGCUGCACACACAUGGGAAUGACAGAAGCAGCGUCCACAUAUCGGCCGAUCCUCUCCCUCCCCGUGUCUCCGUGCGGUUCUCACCCCCGAGUGUCCCCUGAGCGGCACCCCCACAGGUGUCCCCUUCGGCCGCUCCCACACACGCACGCUGUGAUCCUGACGUAGAUGCACACACACAUAAUACAGGACAGUGGCAGGCUGCGGCUGUCUGUCUCCUCUCGCCCUGCUUCCCACGUACCAUCCCUGCUGAUGCGACUUUGGUAGCGUCCGGGCUCCAGGCGACACACAGCACCCAGUUGGUGUGGCCCUUGCACGUCGCGCCCGGCAGCUCGGUCGCCAAAUCCCACAGACGCACCUGACACACACAGGCAGCCAGCCAGAUGAGAUGAGUGUCUUUCAAUCAUCAUGCGAGCAUCGAUCCAUCCAUCCACGUCUGGCCGUCCUCACCGUGGUGUCCCCCGACCCCGACGCGAGCGACCUGCCGUCCGGACUGAAGGACACGCACAGCACCGCCUCGGUGUGACCUGAACACACACACACAUACGCACACACGAUGAAAUGAAUGGCUGGCUGCUUGUGACGAUGUUUGGUGCUGACUGACCUUCCAGCGAUGCGGUGCAUCGUGUGACGGGCCGCACGCGGAAGGCGGCGAGGGGGUGGUAAGUGAUGCGCAAAACACGCUCCGACGAACCCGCAUGACCCUUGAGCUGAGCGAAACUCUCGCGCAAUGUUGUCGAGAUCUGCGGGACAGAAUCACACACACAUGGAUCUUUGUGUGAGCAUGUAGGUGGAGAUUCUGUCACACCUCUACGGUGUUGUCGUCGAGCGUGAAUGAGUAGGGCUGUUUCUCCUCGUUGCUGAGGAGCUCGUUCAACAGCUGCUCAAGCUGAUCUUUCGUCGUCCUGCAGCCAACACAGUCAGCACACCACAAGCACACGCAGUUUCCAUGAAUGAAUUGCUCCCUCCGCAUCUCCCGUCGUGUCCUUCGCUGCAGCGUCCACUCACUCCAUGGACAGGUCGACCUGCGGUCCGUUUGCUGCGCCAUCGGGGUCGACAAACUGCACUAUCAGCUGAUCACUCGAACCUUCACCUGCCAUCAUUCCCUUCACCACUCUGAAUCGGG